Molecule: messenger RNA, 593 nt
Organism: Aspergillus heteromorphus CBS 117.55
Lineage: Eukaryota; Fungi; Ascomycota; Eurotiomycetes; Eurotiales; Aspergillaceae
Exons: 2
Source: RefSeq, a predicted model, not a curated record
CAAGGAAUGGGCUGGAUGAUGCGUAAAGCCCUCGGCCUCGCAACCGUAACCCUCUCAAUCCACUCGUUCCCGGACGCCGCCGAGCCCAGCGUCCUGCACAUCGACAUCGACCAGACCGUGACGGGGGGCAUCAAAGGCACGACCGAGCGGCGGCUCAGCGACGGCAAGAAGCGCGAGCACCAGGACCACAUCUUCGGGAAUGUGCGCGGGUGCUCGAAGCUGUUCCGGGGGUCGAAGGGCGAGGAUGCUGAUGGGAAGGUCCGUCCCUAUUUGAAGUUUGACUCGGAGACCGAGGAUCCCCUCGUCUUUCGGUUCUUGAGGGGCGAGGUGUUGGCCGAUGGGAAGGAGUGUGAGGGGUUUCUGGUUGAGGAGUUGGGUGAGGAGUAUGGUGAGGGUGAGGGGCUUUGGUUACAGAGCUUUGUUGAGAAUUUGGAUGUUGGGUGGACGGCUGAACAGAUCUGGGGGUUCGAGAUCAUUGAUGGGAAGCGCUACUAUACUCGUCGCGUGGCAGUUGUCAAGGAUGGCUCCUACAAGUUGGCCCGCUUCGUCUACAGCUACAUCAGGCCGAGGGCUGACUGAGGGCUGAGCGUGUG